Dipodomys ordii (Ord's kangaroo rat) is the source of this 4332-nucleotide messenger RNA. RefSeq names its product transmembrane and coiled-coil domain family 3 (gene Tmcc3). The transcript has 5 exons. Lineage: Eukaryota; Metazoa; Chordata; Mammalia; Rodentia; Heteromyidae. Bases 422 to 1762 code for a protein of 446 amino acids. Gene Ontology annotation, cellular component: endomembrane system. The record is from RefSeq and is a predicted model, not a curated record.
UCUCUGGUAAGCAGACACUCGGGGCAUCAGCAUAGUUGGAGAGGAAAUGAGUGCUUGCUGGUCUGACUUAGUACCCAUAGAAAAACAGAGCUCUUGAUCUUGAAAGAGCAGCGAAGUCAUCUCUGACCUCCACCUGAGUCUGCUGGGACCAGGCAGGGAAAGAGCUGGCAGGAGAAAACAGGACAGAUCAGGUGAGGGGGGUGGAUGGAGUCCAGUGCUGGCUGUGCAGGCAGAGCCAGCAACAGGGCUACAAGAACAGCACAGCCUCUCAGAGCUGCUACAGGCCACGCUCGACAGGAACCCAUGGAGUGGAUUCCAAACUCCUGUGGGUUGAGCGCAUUCACUGGGAAAUAGAGAAUACGAAAAUGAAAAGCCAUGUCCGGACUUUCAAGUAGCUUACAACUCGGUAGAACGACAUGACAUGAAUACCCUCAGCCUACCCCUGAACAUACGCCGAGGCGGCUCAGACACUAAUCUCAACUUCGACGUACCAGAUGGCAUCCUGGAUUUCCACAAGGUCAAACUCAAUGCAGACAGCCUGAAACAAAAAAUCUUGAAGGUAACAGAACAAAUCAAAAUUGAGCAAACCUCCCGCGAUGGGAAUGUUGCCGAGUAUCUGAAGCUGGUCAACAGUGCAGACAAGCAGCAGGCUGGGCGCAUCAAACAGGUUUUUGAGAAGAAGAACCAGAAAUCAGCCCAUUCCAUUGCCCAGCUGCAGAAGAAGUUAGAGCAGUACCACAGAAAGCUCAGGGAGAUUGAGCAGAAUGGAGCCUCCAGAAGCACAAAGGACAUCUCCAAAGACCACCUGAAGGACAUCCAUCACUCUCUGAAAGAUGCCCAUGUGAAAUCUCGAACUGCCCCCCACUGCCUGGAGAGUAGUAAAUUGGGCAUGCCAGGGGUGUCCCUCACUCCCCCUGUAUUUGUCUUCAAUAAAUCCAGGGAGUUUGCCAAUUUGAUUCGGAAUAAAUUUGGUAGUGCUGACAACAUUGCUCACUUAAAAAAUUCCUUAGAAGAGUUUAGGCCUGAAGCAAGUGCCAGGGCCUAUGGGGGCAGUGCCACCAUUGUGAACAAACCCAAGUAUGGCAGCGAUGAUGAGUGUUCGAGCGGCACGUCAGGCUCAGCGGAUAGUAAUGGCAACCAGUCCUUUGGGGCUGGCGGGGCCAACACACUGGACAGCCAGGGGAAGCUUGCCAUGAUCCUGGAGGAACUGAGGGAAAUCAAGGACACCCAGGCCCAGCUGGCAGAGGACAUUGAGGCACUGAAGGUGCAGUUUAAGAGAGAAUAUGGCUUCAUCUCUCAGACCCUGCAAGAGGAGAGAUACAGGUAUGAGCGACUAGAAGACCAGCUGCAUGACCUGACCGACCUCCACCAGCACGAGACGGCCAACCUGAAGCAAGAGCUGGCCAGCGCCGAGGAGAAGGUGGCCUACCAGGCCUAUGAGCGCUCGCGGGACAUCCAGGAAGCCUUGGAAUCCUGCCAGACGCGAAUUUCUAAGCUGGAGCUGCACCAGCAGGAGCAGCAGACCCUGCAGACAGACUCAGUGAAUGCCAAGGUGCUGCUGGGGAAGUGCAUCAACGUGGUGCUGGCCUUCAUGACCGUCAUCCUGGUGUGCGUGUCCACCCUGGCCAAGUUCGUCUCUCCCAUGAUGAAGAGCCGUUUCCACAUUCUUGGCACCUUCUGUGCUGUGACUAUUCUGGCAAUAUUUUGUAAAAACUGGGACCAUAUUCUGUGUGCCAUAGAAAGGGUAAUUAUACCGAGAUGAAGCCCCAGGUUCCUGCCUUCACUUUCUGGCAAGUUUUUAUUUUGAAGAACACUCUGUGCAUACUACCAAAUUUUUAAAUGAACAGUUGUACGGACUAGAGAUGACAAGAAGGCUUGGAGCUGUGUGGUGUAAAUAACUACAGUUCUGUAACUCAGUGGCUGCUGCCAACUCAGUCCCUGUCCUUAGUUACCGUGAAUCUGUCUGGAGCUCUCUCCAAGUUGCUCACUGCCUUAAUCAGACCAGAUUCCUGCCCACCUGCUGAGCCCAGCAGGAUGAACUAACUCCUGUGUAUCGAGCACUUGGCAUAAUAAGUGACACCCCUCCCCCUUCCAGGAAAGGGUGCCUCCCUCUUUCUCUUCCUUUAAGUCUCUUAUCACAAGUAAGCUUCACCACGGUAAAUGUUCCCCAGUGGUUGUGUUUUCCCUCUUUUAACUGGAAAGGAUGUAUGUGACAUGAGUCCAUUCUGGAAGGUGGAGAAACACUGGACCACAAGCCUGGAGAAGUGCAGUAAAUCACUUUGUGAUCCGUCUUACCUGUCCAUGUAUACCCCAAGGCCCCACGAUAUGUACAGCAGGCUCAGCUGUGUGUGGCCUCUACAGGGAAACCUGUGCCUGUUUAUGCACAGGUUGUGUUGCAUGUUAGAUGGUGAACCACUAGGAUGUACAAGUCAAGCUCUCCCCUGAUUUCACCUUUAUGGUUAACAAAAGCCCACUCUCACAGCAUGCAGAAAGGCUCCCACUGCCUCAGCACUUGUGGUACUGUUGCAUCUUUAUGCAGGAUUCUGGGAGCACUGUCCAGAGAUUUGUGCUGAGGCAAAUCCUAGCUGUGAUAAUCCGGACCCCCUGAGAAUAUGAUUCCCUUCCCUCUUGGCUCUUGAAGAUCACAUUGCAAAGCUUCCCCCAGGAAAUGAAAACAAGCUAUGCUUAUGGUGCAGGACUUUUCUUAAAGAGGAACAACAGAAUCACUUUAGAAAGCUAAUGUGCCUUGCCGUCAGACACUGGAGGCAUGAGGAAGGAUGACGUUUGCUCUGAUUGUAUGGUAAUUUGAUUAGAUUCAGCUAGUGGGAGACACACUUCUGGAUGGAGAUGGAGAGGCUCUGCUUAUAUGGGGGAAGAAGGGCAGCAAGAAUAAAAUAAGUUCAGUCCAGUGCUAGAGUCCAGGUUUCUGUUUAUCUCUUCAGAUCUAUGGCAAGAUCCAUAGCAAUGGGACACAUAUUCUGCUACCCAGGGGAAGCAUUCGAGAACUGUGUCUUUGGUCUUGUGAGGAGGCCCUUCUGUAUCUGUCAAAUGGUCCUUUCCUAUAAGUCACCUAACACUGAGGUGGAUGGAGAAAAUUGUGAUGGGAACUAUUGUCCCCUCCUGAUCCUGUCGCCACCCCACCAUUCCUGAAGGUGAAGAGAUGCUUUCAACAGAAGAUCCCCCAGCUCCUGGAUGUGAAUUAAGUGCAAUAUUUGCAAGUAGCUGUUCUUGGAGGAAAUCUCCUGGAAAAAAACAAAUGUGACAGAGCUUGCCAGGGUUUGAGAGAAUUUAGUACAUAUCCAGCAUGGAUGAAUGAGACUCAGGCAACUCCAGCUUACUUCCUUUUUCUUCUUUUUAAAAUGUAUGAUGCAGUCAUUUUAAUAAAUUCACAACUGCCCCAACAUCACAUUUGUCCCAAACUAAUUCCAGACUCAAGUAUUUUUAGAACAAUAAACAUAGUUUCAUAAAUCUGUGGUUAUAAAGGCUUUUGGAAUCAAGGACACAGUGCUGCAUAGCCAUGUGCCCUGUGCUGUCAGACCCCAGGCUGCUGUGCUCACCGUGACCCUCUGAAUCCAGGACAGAUGUGUCCUAGGUGUGCGCAGGGAGGGAGAAAGACUGAUAUGCUUCCUUUUGCUUUUAUAGUUGAAUGGCCAACCUCCAUUUUCCCUGUAGGCAUCUGACUCCAGCAACUUAAACCCAAAAGUUAAGUAGACCCUUCUGGGUUUCUCUUUAGUUCUUGGGCAUCUUUCUGAGGGCACUUUGGGGGAGAAUGAGGCAUAAGGUUCUGGAAGGACCCAAAAAGACACAAGUGCUAUUCUCACACUACCAUACACCAUGUCAUGAUGUAAUUUAGGAAGGCUGUGUCUGACACCUCAGACCUGUGAUCGGCAUGUCUACUCCCUAGGGAGAGAGCAGAAGAGUAGAAGAAGCAGCUCACUCCAUCCCUUCCAUCCCUCGGCUGGAGCUACUAACAGAACCAACUGGACACUGUCUCCUAAAUCUCCCAACCUGAAACUUCCCUGAAACAAUCCAUGUUUCCAUUGGCUCAUUAAAUGUCAAGUAACCUUGCCUUGCUUGGCUGUGGCAUAUUUAUUUUAGACUUGUGGAAAGUUCAUGAAGCUUUUUUUUUUUUUACUUUUUAAUCAGAUGAUAUCAGAGUAUAAAAGACUUUUUAUUCUCUGCAGUUAAUUAUUUUCUUAAAGACUAUACCUCCACCUGCUUGUUCUCUUCAGUGAAUAAGACUAAAUGAAGAUUUUUACACAAUAAAAAAUAGUGAUACAGGAAGUGGUGCUGUGGCUCAAGCGGUAGAACACUCGCCUUGAGCUGAAGAGU